AUGGGUCAGAUUUAGUACUCUGAGAAGUACUUCGACGACAUUUAUGAGUACAGACACGUGGUUCUCCCACCCGAAGUGGCAAAGUUGUUUCCUAAGAAUCGUCUGCUCUCGGAAAAUGAAUGGCGUGCAAUUGGAGUCCAGCAGAGUCGUGGGUGGGUGCACUAUGCUUUUCAUUGUCCCGAACCUCAUAUCAUGCUAUUCAGGAGGCCCCUGAACUACCAACAGCAACAGGAGAAUCGCACUCAACAAAAUGCACUUGCUGCUAAAUGAUUGCUUCAUUUUACGGUUCUCUUGCUUAGUAAAUAUGCAUGAGUUUCUAUGUUUACCUUGAACUCUGUAUGUUUGUAGAGGAGGCUUAUAUAUAUAUGCAUAUGCUCCGUAUCUUUGCCGGACACUGUGGUUCCUUGAAUUUAGAAGUAAAAAUGGGUUUUAUGGA
Messenger RNA from Cucumis sativus (cucumber), 436 nucleotides. RefSeq names its product cyclin-dependent kinases regulatory subunit 1. Gene Ontology annotation, cellular component: cyclin-dependent protein kinase holoenzyme complex; SCF ubiquitin ligase complex. NCBI's taxonomy places the organism in Eukaryota, Viridiplantae, Streptophyta, Magnoliopsida, Cucurbitales, Cucurbitaceae. The record is from RefSeq and is a predicted model, not a curated record. The transcript is spliced from 3 exons. Gene Ontology annotation, biological process: regulation of mitotic cell cycle. Gene Ontology annotation, molecular function: ubiquitin binding; cyclin-dependent protein serine/threonine kinase activator activity; protein kinase binding.